This is a messenger RNA of Vavraia culicis subsp. floridensis, 1594 nucleotides long. RefSeq lists its product as uncharacterized. Gene Ontology annotation, biological process: transcription initiation at RNA polymerase II promoter; RNA polymerase II preinitiation complex assembly. The transcript has a single exon. Bases 105 to 1187 code for a protein of 360 amino acids. NCBI's taxonomy places the organism in Eukaryota, Fungi, Microsporidia, Pleistophoridae. Gene Ontology annotation, molecular function: protein heterodimerization activity; RNA polymerase II general transcription initiation factor activity; transcription coactivator activity. The record is from RefSeq and is a predicted model, not a curated record. Gene Ontology annotation, cellular component: SLIK (SAGA-like) complex; transcription factor TFIID complex; SAGA complex.
UGUUUUGGCGUGUUUACAUGCCGAAUUGUGCAUUGUUACCGCUCUUAUUCUGAGAAAUUACCGUAGUGUAAUGCGGCCUUAAAUCCCCACUAAAAAUUUACCCCAUGCUCUUCAACAAAGAUUCAUUUCUUGCGUAUGCACAGGCCAAAGGACUUGAAAUAGAAGAUGAAGCGAUAAGUAUCCUGGCACAGGAUGUUGAAUACAGGGUGAAAGAGCUGUGUCAAGAAGCUGCUAAGUUCAUGCUAUUUUCCAAGAGAACGAAAUUGUCAAUUGAUGAUGUGAACAACGCGUUGACAACACGCAAUGUUGAUCCAAUAUUCGGUUAUGAUCCGAAGGACAAUUUAGUUUUCAAGAACGAUAUCGUUAAAAGUGCAAUUUUUUAUGUACCUGACGAAGAAAUCGACCUCGAAGAUUUGCUGAACCAACCACCACCAAAAAUGCCUUUAAAACCAAAAAUUACCUCACAUUGGCUGGCGAUUGAGGGGGUGCAGCCGCAAAUACCCCAAAAUCCCAUAAUAAUGGAGAAACCCUCGCUGAAACAGGAUCCGCUGGUAACUUAUACAGAGGAGAGCGAGCUGAAGCAAACAACAAAACAUGUGAUAUCCAAGGAACUGCAGCUGUACUACGAGAAAAUACUUUCAUUUUUAGAGGACAGCGAAAAAAUUACACUGGCGAUCGAGUGCCUGAAAACGGAGAGCGGCAUACAACAACUUAUACCGUAUCUCAUUCAAAAUAUCAAUGAGAAGAUCCUUAAAAAUAUGGAGAGCGAGGUACUUUCCAACUUCAUUCUCUUUUAUCAUUCAUUGUUGCAAAAUGAGCAUAUUUUCAUCGACCCAUACUUGCAUCAAAUAAUUCCUUCACUUCUGACAUGUAUAAUUGGGAAGAGGAUCAAAAAUAUGGACAUUAGGAAAUUGGCCGCCGAAACGAUCAAGUACGUAUACGACAAGUAUUCUAUAACUUACGACACACUGGGCCCAAGAAUAAUAAAGACCCUUUCAAAAGUAUGGCUGGACAAGGAUAAAUCAGAAGAUGCUCAUUAUGCGGCGCUGUUUACGCUUUCGAUUCUGUCUACGAAUGUGAUUUCGUCUGUAAUACAGAAGGAAAAAGAUCGUUAUGUAGAGAUGGUAAAGGAUCUGAACUAUGAAAAUGUAUUGCAACUGUUGAACGAUAUUUUAGCAAAAUCUUGAGUUUUUGUUGUUGCUGGAAUCUUAUUCAUUUAUUAUUGACAUAGUGAGGUAAUAUUUAUGACCAAUCCUUUUGAGAACAAAUACGGGUUUUGAAUGGUACCAUAAUGAUUUAUAGUAUGUUAUGUCAGUUCUGAAGACGUAAUAGUGUUAAAAUAUUGUUAUUCGUCUUUGAUGACUAUUUAUUAUUUCUUUCGUGCUAAAGUUUUACCAGAGUUUCCAUUUAAAAUAUGUAAAUUGUUUUCAAUCCUUAAGAUGAAUUUUGCGCGUGCUUUUAUCUUCGAAAACUUCGAUAUUCCUGGUACUGGUUAAAAACCUGCCAUUGAUGAAUGAAUGACUCACCACAUGAGUGAUCUCUGGAUAAACACUCUGCCAGAGCAUAUUAUAUGUGAAAUAAAGGAAGUAUAAUU